UCCGGGUUGCCUAGGCACCAUGUCGCACAGGAAGUUCGAACAUCCCAGGAGCGGCUCCCUGGGGUUCAGCCCCAGGAAGCGCUGCCGCCGUGGUCGGGGCAAGGUGAAGUCCUUCCCCAGGGACGAUGCCUCCAAGCCGGUGCACUUGACGGCCUUCAUGGGCUACAAGGCCGGCAUGACUCACAUUGUACGUGAGGUGGAGAAGCCCGGCUCGAAGCUGCACAAGAAGGAGACCUGCGAGCCGGUCACCAUCAUCGAGUGCCCGCCAAUGGUCGUGGUCGGCGUGGUCGGCUACGUGAAGACCCCGCGCGGUCUGCGGUCGCUGAAUACGGUCUGGGCUGAGCAUCUGAGCGAGGAGGUUAAGCGCAGGUUCUACAAGAACUGGUUCAAGUCCAAGAAGAAGGCUUUUACGAAGUACGCCAAGAAGUACUCGGACGGCAAGAAGGCGAUUGAGGCUGAGCUGGCCAGCCUGAAGAAGCAUUGCUCCGUGAUUCGUGUGCUGGCUCACACUCAGGUCAAGAAGCUGGGAUUCGGCCAGAAGAAGGCUCACCUGAUUGAGAUCCAGGUCAACGGCGGCACUGUGGCGCAGAAGGUGGACUUCGCCUAUGCCAUGUUCGAGAAGCAGGUCUCCGUUGACGCUGUGUUCCAGCCCAACGAGAUGAUUGACACGAUUGCCAUUACCAAGGGUCACGGUGUCCAGGGUGUCGUGCAGCGCUGGGGUGUGACCCGCCUGCCCCGCAAGACCCAUCGUGGUCUGCGCAAGGUGGCUUGCAUCGGUGCUUGGCAUCCGGCCCGCGUCAAGUGGACCGUGGCUCGCGCCGGUCAGCAGGGCUUCCACCACCGCACCGAGAUUAACAAGAAGGUCUACAAGAUCGGCAAGAAGGGCGAGGCGUCGCACUUGGCCACCACGGAUUUCGAUGUGACCAAGAAGGAGAUCACCCCUAUGGGUGGCUUCCCUCACUACGGCGUGGUCAACGAGGACUACAUCAUGGUCAAGGGUGCCGUGCCGGGCACCAAGAAGCGGGCCAUCACCCUGCGGCGCUCGCUUCUGCCCCAGACCAGCCGCAACGCUCUGGAGGAGAUCAAGCUCAAGUUCAUUGACACUGCCUCUAAGUUCGGUCACGGCCGCUUCCAGACCACCGAGGAGAAGCUCAAGACCUACGGCCGCAUUAAGGCCUAAGUUCCCCGGGAUGGCUAUGGUGCUGCUGCUCAUGUGUAUUGGUGAUUUGUCUUAGGCUGUCGUGGCCGAGGUGAUUGUAGGACGUAUUGUGCCUGCCACCUGCUAGCGGUCGCGUGCCAAGCAUUCCGCCGAUUCGAUGGCAUGAUGUGCUCUCUCCCCUUGCUGAAGACUUCUUUCAAGGCAGCUCCCAUGUAAGCAACCCAGACGGGUGUGAUGCGUUCGUUAAGCCUCCUGAAAUAACAGGUAUCACUGCCGGAUUUGUGCAAUCAUUUCCAGCUUACACGUGGUAGAACAAAGUUAUGAGCUUUUCUCUAAUUUGGAACCUGCAGCAAGGAUCUUGGAAAAUUUUCUAGUCGAUUUCCGGCUUAUUGCCCAAUUCGUUAGCUGUUGCCCAUUAUAGCCUGUGUGCUAAAGGUGAAGUGGUCGUGAUAGGGAACUAACUUGACACCGUCCUUUUUACAACAAUAAUCCGGCC
Volvox carteri f. nagariensis is the source of this 1655-nucleotide messenger RNA. It is a transcript of the gene rpl3, whose product is annotated as component of cytosolic 80S ribosome and 60S large subunit. Gene Ontology annotation, cellular component: cytosolic large ribosomal subunit; ribosome. Lineage: Eukaryota; Viridiplantae; Chlorophyta; Chlorophyceae; Chlamydomonadales; Volvocaceae. The transcript is spliced from 7 exons. The coding region runs from base 20 to 1180 and encodes 386 amino acids. Gene Ontology annotation, molecular function: RNA binding; structural constituent of ribosome. Gene Ontology annotation, biological process: translation; ribosomal large subunit assembly. The record is from RefSeq and is a predicted model, not a curated record.